Molecule: messenger RNA, 1719 nt
Organism: Scheffersomyces coipomensis
Lineage: Eukaryota; Fungi; Ascomycota; Pichiomycetes; Serinales; Debaryomycetaceae
Product: signal peptide peptidase-domain-containing protein
Exons: 1
Coding region: 1-1719 (572 amino acids)
Biological process (GO): membrane protein proteolysis
Cellular component (GO): cytoplasmic side of endoplasmic reticulum membrane; lumenal side of endoplasmic reticulum membrane; membrane
Molecular function (GO): aspartic endopeptidase activity, intramembrane cleaving
Source: RefSeq, a predicted model, not a curated record
AUGAAUGUCAAUAUAACUGAGACUACUGAGUAUUAUCUAAGUCAUAUAUCAACAUCUAUAACGAAUGGAUUAUAUUCCACUUCAAUCCCUCCUGCGUUCAUCAAUGGUUUGUUCAUUAUUGUCUUAUCGACAUUUAUAAUUUCAAUAGGAUCAAUUUCAACCAUCACUAAACCAAAAUUCAUUAAAGAUAGUCAAUCUAAAUUCGAUCAGGAUGAUGAUGAUCAUAUCAUUGCUAAUAAAUUCCAAUAUGAAUCAUUAUUUGAAAUCAAUUCUACUGAUAAUUCCAUCUAUAAUAAACUUCAAAUCAUCGUCAUACCUAUCAUGGCUAGUAUAAGUUUAGUAGGAUUGAAUUAUCUCAUCAGGAAUUUCGAUAUUGAAAAUAUCAAUUAUUACUUAUAUCAGUACGUGUUUGUGAUAAGUCCAUUCAUUAUUUAUAAAGCCAUGGAGAUUUUAUUUAUUUUGAGUGUGAGAGUGUUACAUAUCGAUGAAUCAUUAUUACCACGAUUUAGAUUAACUCUUUCUGAAGAUCCAUCGUUCCCACUUGGAUUCAUUGAACAUUUCAAACAAAGUUCAAAACCUUCCAUUCAUCAAUACAUCCAUACGGAAAAGUUGUCCAUUAUCGAACCAACUCCUACAAAUGGGAAGUCAUUAGUGUUCGAUUUAAGAGGGAUAUACAUCACCCCAGUGACGGCUCUAUUGUACGCGUUAUUCCUUAAGUUUAAUCAUAAUUGGAUCGUUAAUGAUGUAAUCGCCAUCUCCUAUUCAAUCUACUCAAUCAAUUCCUUAUUCGGAUCACCUUUAAUCCUUGUUGAAUUGAAAAAAUUCAAAUAUUUAUUCCUUUUAUUAGGAUUAUUAUUCAUUUAUGAUAUUUAUUUCGUUUUUUUCUCAACCAUAAUGGAAACCGUCGCUACUUCCAUUAAAAUCCCCAUUAAAAUCCUUAUCCCAAGUCAUAUCCCUGAUAAAUUCUCCAUCCUUGGAUUAGGGGAUAUAAUCUUACCUGGAUUAUUAAUCACAUUAUGUUUGAAAUUCGAUACUUACAAUCAUUACACCAACGCUCCGCAAUCGACAUACUCGAAAUUAUUCGUGAUAUACGGUAUGUCGAAAAUUUAUUUCAUUACCACUUUAAUCAGUUAUAAUAUUGGAUUAAUCAUUACGUUGAUCAAUUUACAUUAUUUUAAAGUGGGUCAACCAGCAUUAUUAUAUUUAGUUCCCUGUAUGAUUAUUAAUAUUAUUAGUGUGGCGUUAUAUAGAGGGGAAUUUAGUGAUUUAUGGGAGUUUAAUGAUGGGUUUAGUAAGUAUAGUCCUGUUAAGGAUGAAGUUCUGGACAAUGAAGAGGAGGAAGAUAUUGAUUAUGAUAUUGGUAGUGAGGAUGAGGAGUUGGAAGAGUAUGAUGCUUGGGUUGAUAAGGUUGAGAUUAAACGAUAUCAAGUUGAAGAUUAUGAUAGUGAAGAGACUGAAUUGGAUGAGUAUAGAUCGAGAUUUGAUUUUGAGGAGGAGGAGGAAGAGCAGGAUGAUACCUAUGUGAUUGGUGGAGAGGAUGAAGAUGACGACGAAGAAGAGGAAGAGGAAGAUGUAGAGGAUGAACAAGGAGACGUGAGUGAUAUUCUACAAGAGUUGAAAUAUAUAAAAGAAGAUGUAGCAUAUGAACCAGUGGAAUGGUAUAGUGAAUUUGAUAAAGUUGAAGGAGAAGAAGGAGAUGAUGAAGCAGAUGAUGACUAG